AAUGGGAUCUCAUUUUUAAAGACUUGCUAUUACCAUUAACUCAGUGUUAUUAAACUUUUAAAAAAAUAAUCUGGUGAAAGUUUUAUUUUUUCUCUAGAGAAGGGGCCAUGCCCUCAUAUAUGCAAGCUUUUGCAUAUAAUUUCAGGGUCUGCCUACUCUCUGAAGUCCUUAUCCAGGCUCCUAGUUGCUAAUCUUUGCUCUACUUUUGUUACUCAGUGAUGCAGAAAUAUUACACAUAAUCUUUUACUAAUAGAAGCAGCCUGUGAAUUUAGUAACCUUCACAUAGAUGAGAAUUACUUAGUAACUGAAACAAAGAGAAAACAUGAUACCUUACAUUUCACUUGAUUCCGUGAAUACCUGAAGUGCAAUUUCGGAAAGCGGUGCUCAUUUGACAGCAGCUCUUUUGUUUGGACCUCUUCUGGCACAAUUCUGCGAGAGCAAACAAUAUGGGCUUGUUAAAUUAGUGGGUAUGAUGGUUUUUUUUUUUUUUUCUUCCAUAGAGAUGGCAAACCCGGAGGCAAUGAUAAGUAGCUGUAGUUCUCACGAAGAGGAAAAUCGCUACACUAUUAACCAGACUGUGUGUCCCUCUGAGGAACUUCUAUUAGAAGACCAGAUGAGGAGAAAACUCAAGUUUUUUUUCAUGAAUCCUUGUGAGAAGUUCUGGGCCCGAGGCAGAAAACCAUGGAAACUUGCCAUACAAAUUCUGAAAAUUGCCACAGUGACCAUCCAGCUGGUUCUUUUUGGUCUAAGUAACCAGAUGGUGGUAGCUUUCAAGGAAGAGAACACAAUAGCAUUCAAACAUCUCUUCCUCAAAGGAUACAUGGACCGCAUGGAUGACACAUACGCAGUGUACACACAAAGUGACGUAUAUGAUCAGAUCAUCUUUGCAGUGAACCAGUAUCUGCAGCUACGCAAUGUCUCAGUUGGGAAUCAUGCUUAUGAGAACAAGGGUACCAAGCAGUCUGCCAUGGCAGUCUGUCAGCACUUCUACAAGCGAGGAAUCAUCUGCCCUGGAAAUGACACCUUUGACAUUGAUCCAGAAAUCGAAACAGAAUGUUUCUUUGUGGAGCCAGAUGAGUCUUUUCAUAUUGGAACACCAGAAGAAAAUAAACUCAACUUAACUUUGGACUUUCACAGGCUCCUGACAGUGGAACUUCAGUUUAAACUGAAGGCCAUCAACCUGCAGACGGUUCGUCACCAGGAGCUCCCUGACUGUUACGACUUUACCCUGACCAUAACAUUUGACAACAAGGCUCAUAGUGGAAGAAUUAAAAUAAGUUUAGAUAAUGACAUUUCCAUUAGAGAAUGUAAGGACUGGCACGUAUCUGGAUCAAUUCAGAAGAACACUCAUUACAUGAUGAUCUUUGAUGCCUUCGUCAUUCUGACUUGCUUGGCCUCACUGCUGCUCUGCGUGAGAUCGGUGAUUAGAGGGCUUCGGCUUCAGCAGGAAUUUGUCAAUUUUUACCUCCUCCAUUAUAAGAAGAAAGUUUCUGUUUCUGAUCAAAUGGAAUUUGUCAAUGGAUGGUACAUUAUGAUUAUUAUUAGUGACAUACUGACAGUCAUUGGUUCAAUUCUGAAAAUGGAAAUCCAAGCUAAGAGUCUCACAAGUUACGAUGUCUGCAGCAUACUUCUUGGGACAUCGACCAUGCUGGUGUGGCUUGGAGUCAUCCGAUACCUGGGUUUCUUCGAGAAGUACAAUCUCCUCAUUCUGACCCUUCAGGCAGCGUUGCCCAAUGUCAUCAGGUUCUGCUGCUGUGCUGCUAUGAUUUAUUUAGGCUAUUGCUUCUGUGGGUGGAUUGUGCUGGGACCUUACCACGAUAAGUUCCGUUCCCUGAACAGGGUCUCUGAGUGCCUUUUUUCUUUGAUAAAUGGUGAUGAUAUGUUUGCCACAUUUGCAAAAAUGCAGCAAAAAAGUUACUUGGUCUGGCUAUUCAGCAGGAUUUAUCUCUACACCUUCAUCAGCCUCUUUAUAUAUAUGAUUUUAAGCCUUUUCAUUGCAUUGAUCACUGAUACAUAUGAAACGAUUAAGCACUACCAACAAAAUGGCUUUCCAGAGAGCGAACUUCGUGCAUUUAUAUCAGAAUGCAAAGAUCUACCUAGUUCUGGAAAAUACAGAUUAGAAGAUGACCCUCCAGUGUCUUUAUUCUGCUGUUGUAAAAAGUAGUUAUCAGGUUGGCCUGCGCUCUAGAGGAAUAUGCAAAGUGGAGCUGAGUUGAGGAACCUGUAUGGAGGUUUUAUAAUGACUUCAAAUACUGUUGUUUUAGCUAAUUAGAGCUUUCUGUAACUCACCAAGAACUGUGUUUAUAUUUUGAAAUCAUAUUUUCUGCUUUACAUUGGAUGUAAAAUAGUAACUAACUGUAUUGAGGGAAAAUACUGGAUUAUUAUCCUUUCCUGUCUCUGUCGUUUGUUGGAAUGUGUUCUCUGAGCUCUGCUUUACUCUGGCUGUGUGGAUUUUGUUCUCAGUGAAACAGUCCUGGUCUGACUGUGAUUUUGGAUAAUCUGGUUAUGUUUCAGAAAGAAUGUGGAUAGUUACCAUAUACCCAUUCUAAUUGCAUUUAAAGAUCUUCUCUGAAAGGCCAGAGCAAGAAACAAGGGUCUCCAAGUAAUGGUGUACUAUUUGAUUCUGAAGAACAGCUGCCAUUCAGUCCUGCAUUUACUUCUGUGGGGAUAAAGUACUUUAAUAUUCAUUUCUAAAUGUCUCUGCCCCGUCAGUGUUAAAGUAUGGAUCUGAAAGGUUAUCUCUACAUAAAAGAGAAGGCACAUAGCAAAUGCAUAUCUAAUCAAGCAAUGACUGUCUCAUUAGUGUUUCACCUGCACGUUCAGUCUUAUGGCAAAGCACAAAAACUGUGGUUUUGUGGGGGAGGUCGCAUAACAAGGCAAAUGUUAUUUUUAAAAAUUUUUCAAUUUUGUAGAGAAAAAAACAGUUUCAAAUAAGUUAGAGAGUUAUAAUAAUUAAUACAUUGCAUAUUAUUGUCUUCACAGUAGUGAGAGGACAAGAUACAGGCAGGAUCUGACAAUAUUAGUACAAACCUUUCUUUUCAAUAAAUUAAGAGAAACUAGCUAUAUAGUUAUCUUAACUGUCUUGUGUAUAAAUAUAUUUUUUCCUUUUCUCUUUGUUUUUUUCCCUUUCCCCCAUCACAGUUUGUCUUUUCUUUUAAACAGUUCCUUCCCAGUUCACAAUAGCUAUUGUAUAUUUUGGAUCUUAUUUACUUGUUUAGUUUCUCACACUAGUGAGACAAUAUAGUAUUUAUACAUACGGGGUCUGAUUUAUUCCACUUAUGAGUGUGGUCUCAAAUUGCAUCCAUUUUCCUGUAAGUCUCCAGUUUAUUCUUUUUUAUGGCUGAGAAGUACUCAGUAGUGCUGCUGUGAACAUGAGUGAACACGUAUCACUGUGGUAUGAUGUUUUUAAUUCUUCUGGGAGGAUUCUCAGAAGGGGACUGGCUGGUUGUGUGGGACCGCAAAUCCUACUUUUAAAAGGAAAUUCCACACUGACUUCCACAGUCUGGCUGUACUAGGCUACACUCCUACCAGUAGUGGAGAAGGGUUCAUUUUUCCCACAGCUCUUCUAGCAUUUGUUAUCAGUUGAUUUUUUGGAUGAUAGUUGUUCUUUCUGGGGUGAGAUGGAAUCUCAGUAUUGUUUUAAUUUACAUCUCUCGAAUGACAAAUGAUGUUGAACAUUUUUUCAUGUAUUUAUUUUCCAGCUGUAUUUCUUCAUCUGAGAAGUGUGUAUUCCUCUCUGAUGUCCAUUUUUGGAUUGUAUCUUUAAUUUGGGGUCUGAAUUUUUCAAUUCGUUUUAUAUUCUAGAUAACUGGAUAUAAUUAUCUGAAGGAUAACUGGAUAUAAUUUUUUCCCACUCUGUGGGUUGUCUUUUCACUCUGUUAGUGAUUUAUUUUUGUUGUAAAAAGCCUUUUUAAUAAGGUGAAAUCCCAUUUGUUGAUUCUUUUCUAACAGUCUUGGUUUUGUUCAUGAAGUCUUUGCCUACACCUACGUCUUUGAGAUUUCUACUUAUUUUCUCUUCCAGUAAAUUUAGUGCUUCCAUUUCAAUAUUUAAAUCUUUGAUCCAUUUUGACUUUAGUUUAGUGCAUGGUAAUAGAAAUGAGUCUAGUUUUAGUAUUCAGUAUGUGGAAACCCAAUUUUUCCAGCACCAUUUAUUAAAGAGUCCAUCUUUCUUCCAGUAAACAUGUUUGGUUCCUUUGUCAAAUAUAAGGUGGCUGAGUGUGUUUGGGAUUGCCUCUGCAUCUUCUGUUUUAUUCCACUGAUCCUCAGGCCAGUGUUUUGGGUUUUUUUUUUUUUUUUUUUUUUUUUUUUUUUUUUUUUUUGCCGAUACAAUCUGAUUUUGUCACAGUAGCUUUGUAGUAUAAUUUCAGGUCUGGGAUUGUGGUGCCCCCUGACUGUCUUUGUUGCCUAGAAUUGCCUUUGCUAUCCUAGGUCUCUUCGGGUUCCAAAUGAACUUUAGGAAUGUUUUCUCUAGAUCCGUGAGGUAUGCUAAUGGUAUUUUGAUUGAGAUUACAUCAAAGCUGUAUAGCAGUUUUGGGAGUAUGGCCAUUUUGACUAUGUUGGUUCUUCCUAUCCAAGGGAAAGGAAUAUCUUUCCAUUUUCUGAUACCCAUUUUGAUCUCUUUUUUAAAGGAUACUGUACAGAUCUUUUAUAUCCUGUGUUAGAUUGAUUCCUAAGUAUUUUGAGUUUUUUAAGAUGCUGUUGUAAAGGGUGUGCUUUCCCUAAUUUCUCUUUCUGUGAACUUGUUGCUUGUGUACAAAAAUGGUAUUGAUUUUUGAGUGUUGACUUUAUAUCACCGUACACUACUGAAUUUGGAUAUUAAAUCUACAAGUUUUUUUUGUGGAGUUUUUGGGUUCUUUAUGUAGAGCAUCAUAUCAUUUGCAAAUAAUGAUAAUUUAACUUCUUACUUUCCUGUCUUUAUUCCUUUUAUUUUCUUCUCUUGUCUAAUUGCUCUGGCUAAUGUUUCCAGAACUGUAUUGAAUAAGAGUGGUGAUAAUGAAUAUUCUUGUCUUGUUUCUGAUUUUAAAGUGAAUUCAUCAGGGCCUGGGCUUUUCUUUGUUGAUAAAUUUUAAUUACCUUUUCAACUUCAUUGUCUGAUAUCAAGCUAUGUAGAAUUUUUAUAUCUUUUAGUUUUUUGGAAACUCAGCUGUGUCUAAGAAUCUGUCCAUUUCUUCUAUUUUCUGUCUGAUUAGAAUAUAGGUUUUCAUAGUAGUUAUUGAUGAUCGCCUGGAUUUCUGUGGGCUCUGUUGUCAUUUUCCCCUUUUAAUUCCUAAUCGCUUGAAUUUGUGUUUUUUCUUUUCUCAUUUUGAUGAGGUUGGCUAAUGGUUUAUCAAUUUUAUUUAUUCUUUCAAAGAACCAAUUUUUCAAUUCAUUGAUUCCUUGUAUUGUUUUAUUAGUCACUAUUGCAUUAAUUUCUGCUCUUUAUAAUUUCCUCCCUCAAAUAAGCUCUGGGUUUGAUUUUGACUUGUUUUUCUAGAGGCUUGAGGUUCAACAUUAGGUUAUUUCAGUUUUUUCUGUUUUCUCAAUGUGUGAAUUCAUUGCUAUAAAUUUUCCUGGUAGUUCUACUUUCAUUGUAUCCCAUAAUUUUUGGUAUGUUGUACAGGCAUUAUUUAAUUGUAUAUACUGUUUAAUUUCAUCUUUAAUUUCUUCAUUGACUUGUUCAAAGGGUAUUGUUUAGUUUCCACAUUUUAAUGUAGUUUUUGUGAUUUACUUUAUUGUUGAUUUCCAGUUUCAUUACACUGUGGACAGAUAGUAGGCAUAAGAUGAUUUCAGUUCCUCUCACUUACUUACCCAUGUUUAGUCAGGUAAUAUAUGGUUUAUUUUGGAGAAUGUUCCAUGUGCUGAGAAGAAUGUAUAUUUCUGAUAUUUUGGAAUGGAACACUCUGUAGACAUCUACCAAGUCCCUUUGUUCACAGGCUUGGUUUAAUUCUAAUAAUUCUAAUUCUAAUUCUAAUUCUUUCUUUCCUUGUCUAGUUGCUGUAGCUAUUUGUGAGGGUAGGGUGUUAAGGUUCCCCACUACAACUGUGUUAGUGCUUGUUUGGUUUUUUAGAUCUGUUAGUAUUUGUUUUAUGUAGUUGGGUGAACCUGUUUUUGGUGCAUAAAUAUUUAUGAUUGUUAUUUUUUCUUGGAGUGUUCACUGAAUAAAUAUGUAGUGACCUUCUUUGUCUCUUUUGGCUUAAAGUUUACGUUGUCUGCAAAUAGAAUUGUUACCACUGCUUUUUUUCUGAGUUCAUGUGGCAAGGAAAAUUGUUUUUCCACUCUUUGACUUUUAGUCUGUGAAUUUAUUUUUUUUUAAAAUGUGUUUCUUGAAUGCAGUCUAUUGUUGGAUCUUGUUUCUUGAUCUACUCUGCCAUUCUAUUUCUUUUGUUUGGUGAGUUGAGACCAAUCAAAAUACAGAUAAUCCACAUUGGUGGCUAUAACUAAUAUGUGUUGGCUUUUCUUCUUCAUGUUGUUUUCCUGUUUUUUGUUCUCUGCUUUUCUCUUGUUUGUUUGUCCUGAUUGGUGGCUUCUUUCUAUUUGUGGUCAUGUGUUUGUGGUCUUCUUUAUCUCUUUCUAAUUUGUCCUUCAGAGCAUUUUGUAGAGCUGGUUUGGUGGUCAUAAAUUUCUUCAGUUGUUCUUUAUCAUGGAAGUACCUUGUUUCUCCAUCAAUGUGCAAGUUAGUUUUGUGGGGCAUAUCAAUCUUGGUUGAAGAUUGUUUUCCUUCAGGGCUUGAAAUACUUCACUCCAAGGUCGCCUUGAGUUGAGGGUUUGUGUUGAGAAGUGUGAUGUUAUUCUGAUGGACUUUCCUUUAUAGGUUAUAUGUUUCUUUUCUCUAGCUGUUUCUUAAAUAUUUUAUUCUUAUGCUGAAUUUCUGGAAUCUUGAUUGUGCAUCUACACCUUGCCUUGGUGUAGUGCAAAAGGUAGUUUGGACAAUUAUGUUCAAAAUUAAAGAUCAAUGAGAAAAGUGUCCUUCUUGUAAUCCACUGAUUGUAAAUUACAGCAGUUUUACAAUGUAUUUGUUUUGGUAUUGUUUAUUCAAAUGGAACGUAAUUUAAUGAUAUCAAUAAAAUUUUUCUCAAAGCAAA
Cavia porcellus (domestic guinea pig) is the source of this 7061-nucleotide messenger RNA. It is a transcript of the gene Mcoln3, whose product is annotated as mucolipin TRP cation channel 3. The transcript is spliced from 12 exons. Bases 470 to 2164 code for a protein of 564 amino acids. Gene Ontology annotation, molecular function: NAADP-sensitive calcium-release channel activity. Lineage: Eukaryota; Metazoa; Chordata; Mammalia; Rodentia; Caviidae. Gene Ontology annotation, cellular component: lysosomal membrane; plasma membrane. The record is from RefSeq and is a predicted model, not a curated record.